Brachypodium distachyon (stiff brome) is the source of this 1098-nucleotide messenger RNA. Its product is annotated as ethylene-responsive transcription factor RAP2-13. The record is from RefSeq and is a predicted model, not a curated record. Gene Ontology annotation, molecular function: DNA binding; DNA-binding transcription factor activity. Bases 125 to 823 code for a protein of 232 amino acids. NCBI's taxonomy places the organism in Eukaryota, Viridiplantae, Streptophyta, Magnoliopsida, Poales, Poaceae. The transcript has a single exon. Gene Ontology annotation, biological process: regulation of DNA-templated transcription.
ACCAACACCACAAUUGCCUUCCCAAAAAAAACACCACAAUUGCCAGUGUGCCUAUAAAAACGCUCCUCAGGCACUGCAGAAUGCUUAAACCAAUCCUUUAGGUACCCAAGAAUUCCUCCCCGACAUGGCGACAGCCAUGGAUCGCCAUUGGCGUCGUCUCGCUGCUUCUAGUACUUCUCCUAGCAGCAGUAGUCGCCUUCCAGCCUCGCCGCCGCUGGGCCCCAUAGAGACAGAGUACAGCAGGCUGAUGCUCCCACCUGCCAUGGCCGCCAAGCAGAGCACGGCCAUGGCUCAUCUCAUCGGUGCCAACUACUACCACCUGGUCACGGUGGCGCCGUGCGCGAUGAAGCGGCAGGGUCUGCUGCCGGCGCUGGCAUCGAAGCAGCUGUACCGCGGCGUGCGGCAGCGGCACUGGGGCAAGUGGGUGGCGGAGAUCCGGCUCCCCAGGAACCGGACGCGGCUGUGGCUCGGCACCUACGAUACGGCCCAGGAGGCUGCGCUAGCCUACGACGGCGCCGCGUUCAGGCUCCGCGGGGACGCCGCGCGCCUCAACUUUCCCGGUCUCCGCCCGCCGCCGCCGCUGCACCCGUCUGUCCACACCAAGCUCGACGCAGCCCUGGCGUCGGCCGCGAACGAGCUGACGGCUGACGGUGCAGACGUCUCAACGACCGGCUCUUCGUCGUCGUCGUCUGGGCAGGCGGCACCGCUGUCGGAAGAGAUGCAGAUGCUGGACUUCUCGGAGGCGCCGUGGGACGAAGCCGACGGCUUCGCGCUGCGCAAGUACCCGUCGUGGGAGAUCGACUUGGACGCCAUCCUCUCAUGAUGUCGAUCUCACGCACGAAUUAUCGGUCUGCAUUUGUGGCGCAGUUUGAGUUGCAUCUCAUUUGCUUGAUCGAUCGCUGCAGGAUCUGAUUGGCUUUUUGCCUAUGGCAUUGUCCUGGAGGAAUUGAAGUUGCCUACAUAGCAUCCUGUGGUAUAUUUGUGGGUGUUGUUGUCAUGAGAAAGGGCUAUGUGAAUAUUGCCAAAUGUAACGAUGCCAUUACAAUUAUGUGACAGAUGUUGAUAUGUGAUCUGAUAAACACAGAGAACCUUCUUGAA